Molecule: messenger RNA, 1635 nt
Organism: Striga hermonthica
Lineage: Eukaryota; Viridiplantae; Streptophyta; Magnoliopsida; Lamiales; Orobanchaceae
Source: the annotation of a GenBank genome assembly
AUGCGUUGUAUAUUUCUAUCUACAUCACUGCCUGCCACCGUUUGCCGAAUCUUUUUUCUUAAAGAAAAGGUUGACGGCCGUGAAAGUUCCUUCUACGACGUCGCUUCACUUCACAUUCGCGCCAAAAUCCAGGGUUCUCCGAUGGCUGACGGCGACUCCGAACUCGCAUUCAAUCUCCAGGUUGAGGAAGCCCUCACCGCCUCAAUUCUCGAGGGCGGCGCCCUUCCCUCCCCGGACGCAGCGUCUGUCUCAUACGACGCCGUUUUCGGCCCAGCCAUGUCAGGCCUCCUCCAGGAUGACCACCUCUACGCCUACGAAGAGGAGCUCCUCGGCCAGUACGAGGCUGAGGCGGCGGUGAAGCGCCUCCGGGUCGAUCUCAGCCGUCAGAUCCACGAUCGCGCCCUGGCCUGCGAGAUCGCGAGUGCGCCGGAGGCGGAGUGGCGGAAGACCGGGGAUCAUCUGAACCGGCCGUAUCGCGAGGGCUCGUCGUCAUCCGGUAAUGGUCCAGGUUUGAAUUUUAGGGUUUAUGUAAAGGGUUUGUUGGGGAGGGGUUGUGUAGAGGGUUUGUCGAGGGAAAUGGUGGGCGGUGUUGGGGUUGCCAUAUGCGACGCCGGUGACAAUUUGGUGUUCGAGUUGAGUAAGGGUGUUGGCGGGUCUGAGAGGCCAGUGAAUCAAGAGUUUGUUGAGUUUAAAGCUCUGAGUGAAGGGCUUGAUGUUGCCGUGUUGCUCGAUUUGAAGAGGGUUUGUGUUGUUACAGACAGCCGUGUGCUCUAUCAAUACAUCACUGGGAAAAGUAAUCAGGUGGCAGCAAAUGUCACCACAUUCAGUCAGCAAAUAGAUAUUCUCCUUCGAAAAUUUACUUAUAUUAGUGCAUUAUUUGUGGCCAACAGAAGCAUUAAGUUUGCUUUUGAACUUGCACGGAAUGCAAUUGAGUGCCAGGUCAAUCUUUCAGCAGGAAGUAGCAGCAGUGUAGAGAACCCGAUUGAGAGUUGUGCUAUCUGUUUCGAAUACACAUCCGCAAACCGAAUGUUCACGAUUCCAGAUUGUCUCCAUAGGUACUGUUUUACAUGCAUGUCGAAGCACGUGCAAUUUAAGUUGCUUGAAGGCUCCCUACCUAAAUGCCCUUUCGAGAAAUGCAAAUCAGUACUAAAACUCGAUGGCUGCAAAAGAUUCCUAACUCAAGAAUUAUUUGAUGUGUUGAGCCAACGCGUGAAGGAAUCUUCUAUUUCUCCGGCCGAUAAGGUUUAUUGUCCCUACCCUAAGUGUUCGGCAUUGUUUUCAAAAACCGAGCUUCGAGGAUCACUACUCGGGGCCACAGAGUGCCCCAAAUGCAGUGGCUUUUUUUGCAUCAAAUGUAAAGUCCCCUGGCAUGAAAACAUGAGUUGCUUUGAUUUCAAAAGACUAAACCCCUACCCAGGUAAGGAGGAUAAGAAACUGAAGGGUUUGGCUAAUCAGAAAAAGUGGCGUCAGUGUCCUAAGUGCAGCUUUAUGGUUUCACUUUCUGAAGGAUGCUACCAUAUUUAUUGCAGGUGUGGGCACGAGUUUUGCUAUACAUGCGGGGCCGAAUGGAAGAAUAAGAAAGCGAGCUGCACUUGUCCUAUAUGGGACGAACGCAAUAUCAUACGCGAUCAGUAA